CUGAGGAGCUGAUCAAGUAUGCAGCUCCUGUCUAUCCUGAUGCUGGUACUGAACUUGGUGCUCAAGCAUUACGGUAAGACCUGGGAGUAUACUCCAAAAAAGUGCGGAAAGCCGCUGCCACCACAGGGUGGAUAGUUGUGCAGGCCCUUAGCCGCGAGGUGCAGAGAAAUAAAGCGCUCGAGAAAGAGUUGCAGGAUGUAAAAGAUUUAUUAGUUAUGACUAAAGAAUGUAUGCGUAGUAAUGCAUGCCAGGUGGCUGCCCUAGAAGAAAAAUUUACUACUUUAGUGGUAAGCAAGAUUAACCGCAGGAGGUCACAGAAAGGAAAAAAGCUAGUGCCUGUAAGUAAAGUGCGAGCAAUGGUUGCAAACCCCAUAUGGGAUCCUGAAGCACCGCUACAGUCAUCUGAUGAUGAGUAUGUAUCCUUUUCUGAUGAUGAUAAUGAUGUGGACAGGCGACAAGCCCGUCCUAUCAUUACACAGCAGCGGAAGAGGACACUACAAGACAGAGCGCGUGGUUUGAGAAAUGGUGUACAUGAAGAGAUGAAUGAAGUGGUAAAAAGUUACACACAAACAGAGCUCAUGGAGCUGGCAAAGGUGUAUAAGCAUGAAGUUGGUGAAAAUGUGGGAGAAUGGUUAUUGCGCAUGUGGGAUGGAGGAGCUGACAGUGUGCAGUUGAAUGCAAGGGAAGCAUUAUGCAUCCACAGCUCAUGCAGGUAUUACGGAGGGUGAGGGAGAUUGGAGGUAAUUUUUCAUUAUUUGAUAUGGUGCGGCAUGCCAUAAUUGUGGCCUUCCCAUCUAGCAAUGACAUUGAGCCCAUUUCACCCUGGUCAAA
Pelobates cultripes (western spadefoot toad) is the source of this 831-nucleotide messenger RNA. Lineage: Eukaryota; Metazoa; Chordata; Amphibia; Anura; Pelobatidae. The record is from the annotation of a GenBank genome assembly.